This is a messenger RNA of Misgurnus anguillicaudatus (oriental weatherfish), 4096 nucleotides long. RefSeq lists its product as uncharacterized. Gene Ontology annotation, cellular component: cell-cell junction; membrane. NCBI's taxonomy places the organism in Eukaryota, Metazoa, Chordata, Actinopteri, Cypriniformes, Cobitidae. The record is from RefSeq and is a predicted model, not a curated record.
UUGAACUCUUAAAGGGCGUUUUGCAGGUAAAAUUUUUCAACGAACUUGUGCCAUUUGCUUGUUGAUAAUAAACAUUUAAACUGUUAUCCAUUGUAUUUUAUGUUGUUGGGUAUCACAAAACCCGAAAAAGUAUGAAAAAGUACAGCAAUUUGCAAUGAUUCUCCUUUCCCUCACAACGCACUGUAUGACGUCACGCUGGGGAGAGAAUUGACCAAAGCCGCCUUGAGAGCAUUGAGAAUGACUAUAGAGAGACGAGUAAAGUACAGUUCUGAUAGCGCAGAUAAUAGAUAAAUACAUACAUACAUACAUACAUACAUAGAUAGAUAGAUAGAUAGAUAGAUAGAUAGAUAGAUAGAUAGAUAGAUAGAUAGAUAGAUAGAUAGAUAGAUAGAUAGAUAGAUAGAUAGAUAAGAUAGAUAGACAGAUAGAUAGACAGAUAGAUAGACAGACAGACAGACAGAUGGAUAGGCUAGUAUAGAGAGAUAGGCAGACAGCCAGAUAGCAUAAGGUUAGCAUAUCUUCGUGUAGAAAGUAAACAAACAAUUAACAUACUCGUGCAUGCUGGCUUGAGGGGGUCCAUGAUCCUGCCUGAAAUGGGUGUAACUUUAUGCGAUCUUCAGCACAAACGGUUUUGGCAGCAUGUCUCUAAUCCUGGAAGGUGAGUGAAGCACGUCACGUCUGUUCGCGGGGACCAGCGACCCAAACGCACUCACUUUCUUACAGCCAGUAGCGGAAUGGCAAUCGGGACUUUCCCGGGCCGAUCUGAUAAUAGUUAUACAUUUCGAGUUAUAUUAGCAACACCGUCUGGCGGCGUGAUGUGCGCCGGUUCCCGCAGCCCGCUGGUCAAACUGUGCAGGCAGCCUCUCUGCUCAAUAAAGUAUAUAAAAGUGCUCAACCUGUUCGGCAGGUCCAAACAUGUACAGGAUUUAUAAAAAUACGGUGAUCAAUGAGCGGUUCCUCCUCAAAUGGCUUAGCCUGUCGUGAUGUAAAAAGCCGCCGAACGCCUGUUUAUUACAGUAUGCGGUCGGAUCCGAGUGUGCUGCAGCUGCUGACUGCUGCUGCAUAAAAUGAUCGUGUGAUUCGUUAUAAUCGCAUAAACAAUAUAACAAAGCAUCCUUUUAUUUCACAAAACAAUAUAUUUGAGAUAUUAUUUGAUAGACUAGUAAGUGUGGAUUAAGGAUGUUUAAAAAUCUCUAGCCUGGUGGUCAGGACAUGAAUGGAUCAAAUCAGCAGAUUUGCGAAGUUUUAUUUAUCUCCACAUAUAUCAUAAAUAAUAAUUAGCAAGGUAACUUUGCAGUAUAACACAUUAUAUAUUUCCUACGAUGUAUAUAUGAUUUCCAAAUUAUAUACGUAAGUAUUAAACAGCAAUAAAUGUCUCAUUUAUCUCUAUGGCUCUGGCUGAGUCUUUCUCCACUUCUCCCCAACGUGACGUCAUCGCAGAAUUGCGUUAAAAAAACCGUUAAUACCAAAAACGUAAAAAAAGUGGUCUUUAAGACUAUUUUUGAGACAUUUUAAAAAUUAUACACAUAUCUUGAGUGAUUUAUGUACCCAUUAAUCGACAGUGGUGGUUAACCUGCAACAUACACUUUAAAUUCGAUGAACAAAGUCUGCAUCUCUCUUCGACAGACAUCUUUUUCUAAUCGUUGUUGUUUUCUGGACAGUUACAUUUAAGUAUAUGUCACGACCACACGUUAGCGAUUGGCUAUGGCAGAUCCUGAGUGACUCUGGGCAGAUCAAACAGUGUUGAACUUUAACAGAGAACCCACCUACAAGAAGGUAAACGUUUCUCAAUGUAGAGAGCCCAGACUCUCUGUACAAAUUAAAUGUACGAGAGUCUGGUAGAACCAGGCUACAUGAACUGCAGAAUGAUGGCCAAAUUUGAACCCACAGUUGUUACAGUGCCAUUCUGUCUUCCCAGUCAUCGGCCUCCGGACUUCAAUUCCCACAAUCCUCUUCACUUCCUCACCUGAACUGUGUUUAUCAUCCUCACCUGACUGUCAUUAUGUUCAUCACUUUAUUGUUUAAAUAUUCUGCUGUUUCCUUUGUCUUUGUCCGUUUUUGUCUUUGUUACAUGUUAAGUUGUGUUGGUGUAUGUUUGAUUAUUGUAUAUUCCAAUUGUUAAAAGUUAAAUGUUUGUUUAUCUCGUUGUUCUUGUCUUCAUCGUUCACCACCAACUGUGACAACAGAUUGUGUGCUGAAACAGAAGUAGUGCACAGGGCAGUUGGGAGCUCCCUGGAACUAAUUCCAGAUCAUCCAAAAACAAAUCUAACUGAUGUUAAAUGGACAUUCAAUGAGACAGUCUUUGCUGAGUAUACUAAGAAUGAGCUGAAGCUGCUGAGAGAUAACUUAUUUGCCGGAUGGUUAGAGAAAGGUGAUAUAAGCAUUACAGUUAAUAAUCUUCAGCUUCAGGACUCUGGACUUUUUUCAAUUGUUCAAGAAGGACACAGUGGGCAAUAUGAAACAAAAUUCAUUCAGCUGCAUGUACAUGAUCUCAUCAGAAAUGUAACAAUUGAGCACAAUGAAAUCUGGUUGCAAUCAAAAAACAUAUGCACAUUUAAUCUUUGGUGUCUGGUGUCCGAUAAUGUAAAUACAUCCUACCACUGGAGUGGCUAUCCGAAUAAUAAGGGAUCACACUUAAAUAUCAGUCUAACUCCAGAAGUGAGUGCCACAUUAAACUGCACAGUCAGCAACAUAGUCAGUGUUAAUUAUACUACUAAGACUGUGAAGUGCUCAGAGACACUUGGACAAGGUUUUCUAAAGAAGAACUUGUUGCUCAUUUCAAUAGUCGCUGGAGCUGUGUGUAUUGCCGUGGCCAUUGGAAUCAUAGCAGUGUGCUAUAGGCGCAGGGCUCAGAAAGGAAAGGGGGAGAGUGAGGCUGGAAUUACAGUUUAUGAAGAUGUAAACGUUGACCCUGUUGCAAAGAAACGUUCAGACAGUACUAUAAAUGGAACUUCUAUUUAUGAAACCGUGCAGGAUGUGAGAGUCACAUCAAAUAUGCCUCAGACCGUUUAUGACAAAAUCAGCUAUCAACGUCAGCAAGUGGUCACGCCCAGCACUUCCUCUCCCUACCAAAAAGUUCUAAAGAACAGACCCUCCCCACACAGCAGCAGACUCCUGUGCGGAUCCACGUUCAAGUCGCCAAACCCGCGUGACUGUCACAUUCGUUUUGGAGCCGCGCAGAGGAUCAGCUCCGCUUCCGGCAGCGCCAUAAAUUCUACUGUCAAACAGUGGAUCCUGAACGGACCUAUGUCGGAUCCUCGGACACGCCUUUACUGAUUGGUUAAACAAUGCACACCUGUCAAUCGAGACUUUCUUGCUGGGACACAGUUCAGCUGAACCCUCUUUUGAGUAAGUAUUGAUUUAUUGAUAUAAUUGUGGCAGUAAACAUUGUUUUUUAAUCAUCCUGUAUACUAAUGAUUGGAAUGCGUUGAUAUUAGGAAAACUUGAGCAUGUUCACUAGUGGAUAAUGGUUAAGCCCUAGCUGUGCAUUAUUAAGUUUACAUGUUGGCAAUUUUGGUGUAGUGUAUCUGCCAUCUUCUUUGUAAUGAAAAUUAAUCUUUGGCAAUUUACUCAUUGUUUGACUCGGUUCAGACUCACGGUCACACUGCAAGAUGCCAUGUGACCUAAUCAGUGACUAAAUGAAUGCAGGUGUCAGUCAGAGCGACUGUGUGGUUGGUAAAGACAAUCUUCUCGUCUGUUAUUUUGAGCGUCUGUUAACAGGGUGAUUUAACCAGAGGUGUGUAACGAAUUCCAUUUACAGUUUUGGGUAACUAGUACUUUUAAAGUGAUUUUUAAGGAUACAUUUACUCAAGUACAUUUCUAGUGAAAAAACUGUACUUUUACUUCAUUCGGUGGCAUUACUAUGAUAAGCAUACUUGACUUUGGAUGCUACAUACCAUAAACAUCUGUCUGUUUGAUUACAGGUGCUGUGUUCAACCUGGCAACAAGGAGACGUGUAAUGGGAGAAAUGAUUAAAUAAUAAAAAAACAUUUUUGUUGAGCAACUUCGUCUUUCUCCAGUUAUUCAUUGUCAGAUGUUUUAGCUGUGCAUAGUGCAGCAUUUCAUUGAAGUUGUAGCCUAAUAGAUCAAGUAUUUU